This is a messenger RNA of Parathielavia appendiculata, 1233 nucleotides long. RefSeq lists its product as uncharacterized. The transcript has 2 exons. Bases 1 to 1233 code for a protein of 410 amino acids. Gene Ontology annotation, molecular function: SUMO activating enzyme activity. The record is from RefSeq and is a predicted model, not a curated record. Gene Ontology annotation, biological process: protein sumoylation. NCBI's taxonomy places the organism in Eukaryota, Fungi, Ascomycota, Sordariomycetes, Sordariales, Chaetomiaceae. Gene Ontology annotation, cellular component: cytoplasm; SUMO activating enzyme complex.
AUGAGCAACGGCGCUGUGCCGGCGCCGGCAAACGGUAUCAGCGCAGAUGAAAUCGCACUCUACGACCGCCAGAUCCGCCUCUGGGGGAUGAAGGCCCAAGAAAAGAUCCGCAACGCUAACAUCCUCCUCAUCACCAUGAAGGCCCUCGCCAACGAGAUUGCCAAGAACCUAGUGCUGGCCGGCAUCGGCUCUCUCACUAUCCUCGACUCGGAGCCAGUCAACCCCGCCGACCUAGGCGCCCAGUUCCUCCUCUCCGAGGAAGCCAACCCCAUCGGCACUAACCGCGCCGCUGCGGCGUCUGCCGCCCUGCAACGACUGAAUCCCCGCGUACAGAUUCACGUCGACACGGUCGACGUCCGCCUCAAGCCUCCUUCCUUCUUCGCCCCGUUCGACAUCAUCAUCGCCACCGAUCUCGACUCCCCAACCCUCAACAUCAUCAACACGGCCACCCGCCUCAACAACCGCCCCUUUUACGCCGCAGGCUGCCAUGGCCUGCACGGCUUUCUCUUCGCCGACCUCAUCGAGCAUACCUUCGCCAUCACGCGCACCAAGCCCAACAUCUUCACCCCUUCCGGCCCGGAAACCCGCACCCGCUCCAUCCUCUCCGUCACACCCAAACCUUCCUCCUCCUCAUCCUCCUCUUCUUCAGAAGCUCACGCGGAGGAACUCGUCACCAAGCGCGAGCUCUACUCAACCUGGUACCUCGCGUCGGGCGCGUCCCAGCUUCCCGCCGAGAUCCUUCGCUCCCCGCGCCGCCGCCGCGCCGUCACCCCGCUGCUCUCGUGCCUCCGCGCCCUGUGGGAGUUCGCCUCGCUCCAUGGCGGCAGCGCCCCGCAGACUGACCACCACGCCGACCUGGCCCAGUUCACGCUGCUGUGCGGUGAGCAGCACAAGGCGCUCGGCCUGCCGGCCGAGACGCUACGGAGCGAGGUGCUGCGGUCGUUCUUGCAGGGUGUUUCAGGGAAUGGUUCCGGAGGUGGGGUGGAGGUUGGGCCGGUGGCGGCUGUGCUGGGGGCCCAGCUGGCGCAGGACGUUAUCAACGUGCUUAGCCAGUCGCAACAGCCGGUGCAGAACUUUGUCAUCUUUGACGGCGAGGCUAUGGAGGCAGAGGUGUAUGCGCUGCAUCCCGAGGGGGAACUCGGGAGAGGGCUGUUGGUUACUGCUGGCCCGGUGAAAGCAGAUGAUGUGAUGGGCGGUGGCAGGGGGGCGUUGGAGAUUACUGGGGUGGCCUAA